Messenger RNA from Paramecium tetraurelia, 489 nucleotides. RefSeq lists its product as uncharacterized. Lineage: Eukaryota; Ciliophora; Oligohymenophorea; Peniculida; Parameciidae. The record is from RefSeq and is a predicted model, not a curated record. The transcript has a single exon.
AUGAUCGGAAAUCAAUUAGGGGUAAAUGAUAGUGAUAAUCAAAACAGUAUUAGAAGCAAAUGUAGUUCUAGAAAGAAGGAGAGAAUAAGGAUAUAUUAAAGACGCAAAAAACAAAUUAAUAAUAAAGCAAAACAAAAAAAUUAAAGAGAAUAAAAGUUACGAUUAUAGAAACAGAGAUAAAAGAAGUAAAGAUCUAGGUCAAAGAAGAAGCAAUUAAAGAAUAGAAAAAUUAAUAAAAUUAAAUAUUACAGAGAAGAUAAAUACCAAAAAACUUCAGAAUUUGUUGUUGAAAAUAGGGUACUAAUAGAUUAUGGAUAAGGAUUAAAGAUAUUAAAAGAAAAAAAGAAUUAAAGAGAAAAAAGAGAAAGGGAUAGCGAAAAAGAAUUAAGAUUAUCAUAAAAGCAACAAGAAAAAGAGAAGGAUAGUUAAGUAAAGAAAAUUUUAAAAGAGAAGAAGUUCUUCCUUACCACUAUAAUCCCAUUAUUAUGA